Messenger RNA from Cercospora beticola, 3152 nucleotides. RefSeq names its product glycoside hydrolase family 18 protein. Gene Ontology annotation, molecular function: chitinase activity; chitin binding. The record is from RefSeq and is a predicted model, not a curated record. Gene Ontology annotation, biological process: carbohydrate metabolic process; chitin catabolic process. NCBI's taxonomy places the organism in Eukaryota, Fungi, Ascomycota, Dothideomycetes, Mycosphaerellales, Mycosphaerellaceae. Gene Ontology annotation, cellular component: extracellular region.
CAAGGAAUGACAAUUGAGACGACCGUCGGGAGACAUCCGGUGACAACAUCCCUUGUGGCAUCUGUCAACCCGGUUUGUCCUUGACACAAGGCUGCGCGUAGCAACAUGACCUUGCGAUCGCAAUCGGUCGUCACGAGAGGAUGCGGUGUUGCUCGGAGUGCAGCCGUUGGUCGGCCAGCGGAACGGCCGAAAACCUACGACACGUUGCAGCGCGAACGGUCCGAACCAAGAAGUCGAGCGGUGAUGACAUGCGAUGAGCCGCAAUUCUACGCGUCGCAAAGUGCGCACUGUACAAAUGUGGAGGGGGCGUUGCACGAAAUGUGGUCGCACAAACGCGUACACCCGUCGCCCAUCAAUGCAGCUGCCACCGUCUCGGAAUUUGAGUACUUCUAGAAACGGAGUCGCACCUGACGACCAUCGCAAUCCAGGAAUUAUGCAUAUUGUUUGUUCCUGGAUCAAGGUACGACGUGGGCUGGGCUGGUAUAGAAUAAGAAUGCGGUCCAGAUUUUUAUGUAGGUGGAGACUCUCCUGCGACUACCGACGAACUUGAAGAAGCGGGUCUUCUAUGGAUGCUGACUUUCCGGACCUGAUCUGAAAACCCGGUACGUGUAUAAAUCUCCUUGGACCUCCCUCGAACCCUUUCAAGUACGGACCAGCAUCAUGGCGAGAAGAACAAUGUUCUCCAAGCGACUGCUUACUACAAUCACGGCUGUCUUGGCGACCAUUGCUGCUGCCACGCCGAUACUAGUGAACGAAGAAGGGAAUGGAGUUGAGCGAAGGCAAGCUGGCUAUGCCUCCACUGCCUCUGUGAACUCCACGGCCUCAUCACAAUCCGCGACGAACACAACCAGCAAGCCGCCGUUCAAGGGCAAGAUACCAUACAAGUCUGUGAUGUACUUCCCAAACUGGGACAUCUAUGGAAGGAACUACCAGCCGGCCGACUUACCCGCAGAUAAACUGACCCAUGUCCUCUACUCCUUCGCAAACGUACGACCCGAAACUGGUGAAGUCUACCUCAGUGACACCUACGCAGAUUUGGAGAAGCAUUACCCGGAUGACAGCUGGAGCGAAACUGGCAACAAUGCCUAUGGCUGCAUCAAACAACUCUACCUACUGAAGAAGAAGAACCGCUACAUGAAAACACUUCUCAGUAUCGGAGGGUGGACGUACAGCACCAACUUCCCGAAACCCGCGUCCACCCCUGAAGGCCGCCAGACCUUCGCAACCUCCGCCGUCAAACUCCUCAAAGACCUCGGCUUCGACGGUCUCGACAUCGACUGGGAAUACCCCCAAGAUGCCACCGAAGCCACCAACGCCGUCCUCCUCCUCCAGGCAAUCCGCUCCGCCCUCGACGAAUACGCCUCAACCCUCAAACUAAAAGUCAAACCCCACUUCCUCCUCACAGUCGCCACAGCCGCCGGCCCCGCAAAUUACGAGAAACUCGACAUCGCAGGGAUGGACUCCGUCCUCGAUUUCUGGAAUCUCAUGGCAUACGACUACGCCGGCUCUUGGGAUACAAUGGCAGGCCACCAAGCCAACCUUUUCAAAGAUACUUCCAACACGAACAGCACCCCUUUCUCCACUGAUCAAGCCGUAAAUUGGUACAUCCAAAACGGAAUCGAUUCCCGUAAAAUCGUCCUUGGACUACCACUCUACGGUCGAGCUUUCACCAAUACCAUCGGCCCAGGAACAGCAUAUACCGGUGUAGGAGAAGGCAGCUGGGAAAAUGGCGUAUGGGACUACAAAGAUCUCCCUCAAACCGGCGCGAAAGAAUUCUAUGAUCCUGUGAUUGGUGCUUCGUGGAGUUAUGAUCCUGCUACGAAAACAAUGGUGAGUUAUGAUACGCCGGAAAUGGCACAGCAGAAAAUGGAAUAUAUCAAAGAGAAGAAUUUGGGUGGGGCGAUGUGGUGGGAGGCGAACGGGGAUAGUAAUGUUACGGAUGUUGGGGUCGGGGCUACGACGGAGGUGGGGAAGGGUUUGGCGAGAGGGUUGGUGCAGUUGACUGUGAAGGGGUUGGCGACGUUGGAUGGGGUGAUGAAUGUUUUGGAGUAUCCGGAGAGUCAGUAUGAUAAUAUUAAGAAUGGGAUGGUGUGAGUAGGUGGAUUGAUGGUGAGUUGGGAGUUGUGAUGGAAGAGGAGGAUGGGUGGUGUUAUUUGGAGUUUGGCGGAGGGGUUUGUGGGGAUGAACCUGACGACAGCACUACGAGGAUUGGAGGCUUUUGAUGAGGGAAUGGCGUUUGGAAAUGGGCAUUUUUGGGAGCAUAGCAUAGCGAGUAUGACCUGUGCGUGGCUACCGGGGAAUAGAUAUAUGAUCAACGACCUGUUUUUGACUCUAUGCUUUCAUUGCAUGCCAACACGUAACAGCCUUUGAAAUGUAGGAGCGUCGACCUGUAGAAGUCCUGGAACCGGAAAUUAUCGUCGAUCGUGGAUACCCAGGUCUGACUUUCUACGAAAAAGUAUCUCGUACUUGCUGCUCCUGUGGGUUACAGCUUCGCCAGGGCUUGGGACUUCUGGUAGAGCCUGCCUUGCUGCUUUUCGUCGCUUGACGUACGAGCUUGGUCAAGCUGGCAGCCACGCACUGUCCAAAACUUCCUUCGCGCAGUGGAGGCACCUUCUCGACGCAUAUGUAGGCCAUGCUGCUAGACGCAGAACGAAUCGGUGUGAUUUAUGUCAUUUGUAGGGCUUGCCCGAUACUGAACGCUCUGUAAAGAGAAGUGCUGAUCUUGUUUUGAACGCCCUGGCUUCACGAUUGAACGCUGGGUACGUGAAUGUAGCCGCUCGCAAUAUCGAAGUACGUGCUCUGCACUUGCUUGCUGAUCGAGGUUCGUUCCUGUAGAAAUAUGUCAGCAGCCGUGCUGAGAGCGUCGUCCUUACCUGUAUGCCCCCCGUUGUCAUGUAAACAGGAGGCUGUGCUGUGCCCUUUCUCAUCAAGUAUGUGCCAUCCCACCCAUCUUCGUUUCGUUCGAUUCGCAUCUUCCCUCCAUCUCUACACGCUGCGAUCCACCAGCCCUGGCUUCUCCAACGACCCAGCACCGAGGCUUCGACGCCAUCUCCAAUAACAAGCAGUGUAAUCUUUUCUCCUGGCCUCAGAGUUCCUUUGGCAGACAGAUGCUAACAAACGCCAGUUUCCCGACGCUUGAUAGUCCCGCUCGU